Messenger RNA from Protopterus annectens (West African lungfish), 3962 nucleotides. RefSeq names its product tyrosine-protein kinase Srms-like. The coding region runs from base 212 to 1753 and encodes 513 amino acids. The transcript has 8 exons. Gene Ontology annotation, biological process: innate immune response; protein phosphorylation; cell differentiation. Lineage: Eukaryota; Metazoa; Chordata; Ceratodontiformes; Protopteridae. Gene Ontology annotation, cellular component: extrinsic component of cytoplasmic side of plasma membrane. The record is from RefSeq and is a predicted model, not a curated record. Gene Ontology annotation, molecular function: ATP binding; signaling receptor binding; non-membrane spanning protein tyrosine kinase activity.
UGUAGGAGUAAAAUGAGGCUGGUUUCAUUUGGGAGUCUCAGCAGAAAGCUGCAAUACUUACAUAGGGAGGGUGCGCAACAAGUUAGUAGUGCAAAGCCAGAGAACAGAGCGGCUGUUUGCAGAAAGUGCUUAAAACAGGACAGAUCGUGCAUGGUGCACCGGGACGGGUUCUAUUCCACUAACCAAAGUCCAAGAACGUGUCCGGCCGAGGAUGGAAGCCUUUCUGAGGCGGUAUCUGCCUUGCCUUGUCCGGCUCUGGAACUACAUCUGGCCACCCGCCAGUAUAACCUCCCCAAACAGUGACACGAAGAUUCAGUCGGUAACGGCAAGCGUUCCGCAGAACUCUGUCGUGCAAACCGGGAACACGGUGUUCACCAUUCGUCCACAGCCAGCUGCACCGGGCAGUGGCAAGUCGCCAGCACAGACGCCCGCAAGCACCGUGUACAAGGCUCUCUACGACUUCCAGGCUCGGAGUGAGGAUGAGAUGAGUGUACGGGAGGGUGACCGGUUAACGGUGCUGUCCGAAGACGGCGACUUUGUACUAGCCAGGAAGCUGACGGGACCACCCAGUGAGGGCUACGUGCCAGCCAACUACGUGACCAUCCUCCAACCCAGCCUACUGAACCAACCCUGGUACUUCGGAGAAAUGACUCGAGCAGAGGCAGAAAAACUACUGUUUUCACCACCCAAUAAAAACGGGUCCUUCCUUGUGCGUCAGAGUGAAUCAGAAGGGAGUGACUUCUCACUGUCAGUGCGUGGCAAAGGUAGACCCCAUCACUUUCGAAUAUUUACCUGCCCGAAUGGAGAUCUUUCCCUCAACAAAGAAAAUAAAUUUUCCAAUAUCUUCGACUUGAUCAACUAUUACAGACAGGAUUCAAAAUUCCAGUACCCUCUACAGCAUCACUGCAUCCAGGAGAACUGGUAUAACCUUGAGGAAUGGGAACGUCCUCGUACGGAGUUCAUAUUCAAAGAGAAGUUGGGAGAAGGCAACUCUGCAGAAGUCUGGGAAGGCAUAUGGAAAAAGAAAUACCCUGUAGCAAUUAAAGUUAUUAAAGGAGACUAUACAAUUCAUGAAGACUUAAUAAAGGAGGUAAUAGCCUUAAAGAAUCUGCGGCAUCCAAAAAUUAUCCAGCUGUACGGCAUCUGUACCAAAGGAUCACCCAUGUACAUUGUGAUGGAGCUUAUGAGAAAAGGAAACCUGAAGCAUUUCCUGGCAACUGCUGAAGGCUAUAAAUUAACCAUCGUGCAGCUCAUGAACAUGGCUCAUCAAAUUGCAGAAGGAAUGGAGUACCUGUCAAGCAAGAACGUUGUUCACAGAGAUCUUGCAGCUAGAAAUAUCCUUAUUGGUGAUAACCUGGUCUGCAAGGUUGCUGACUUUGGUCUGGCAAAACGAAUUAAGCAUGAAAUAGGCCGAACUAGUAAAAGAAUAAAGUUACCUGUGAAGUGGACUGCACCAGAGGCCGCAGUUACGCAGAAAUAUUGUAGCAAGUCAGAUGUCUGGUCAUUUGGAAUUUUACUUUUUGAGAUGGUCACUUAUGGUGAAACACCAUACAAAGAUAUGACAAACAAAGAGGUACUAGACAGGGUUACACAAGGUUAUCGAAUGCCCUGCCCAGAACACUGCGUCUCUCCUGUUUAUAGUCUUAUGCUGGAAUGCUGGGAUGCAGAUAUGCAGAAAAGACCAUCGUUCACUUCAAUACUAAGGAAACUUGAGAACAUUCAGAGUCAUCUUUGUAAACAGAGGAAAAAGUAAACGGUUUGUGUACUUGGCAAGCCUCUGGAGUCAUGGGAUAUCUAUGUCAAAUGACAAAAAAAAAGAAAUAUUGCAUUGGAUAAAUACUUCUGUUCUAUGCCAGCACUAAAUAAUGACUGAGUUUGGGGCAAUUAAAAUGCUCUGAAUAAUACUUCUUCAGUGGUCACUGCUGAAACUCUGCUUGUCUAUAGAGUUCUGUGGAUCAGAAUGUGAUAGACUAUGGUAUAACUCAUGUAUCAGACAAUGCAGACUGUCUAAGUUGGUAAUUAUGUAGCUAGGGAACUGGGCCUUCCACCCCUGGUAUGCAACCCCUGGAGCAUCUGCAUAUAUCUUUAUAGCAUUUCAGGCACUACAUAUAUACCAUAUAUGAAUAAACUGAAAUUUGUUUAAACAUCAACUUCAUUUUUACUUCCCUGUUUUCUCCAUAAUGCCAGUGAGUAUAUCUAUUAUCCCAAUGUCAAUGACUGGAACUGUAUCGAAUGAGCAUCAUUUGGAGUUAUCCUGUUUUUUUUGUCAGCAAGAAAGGUGCUGUUAACAAAGCUCCACCAAUAAGUCCAGAUGUUUCCAAGACAAGCAUAAUGCUCAUCAAUAGCUCAAUAAUUUUUCAGUCAUGUUUGUUUGGACAAGGAUUUAUGUGCUCGGUAUACAUAUUGAGCUCUGGGUGUUUGAGAUUACUAAACACAUCUCCAGCUAAAUCAAUUACUUAAAUUGGCAAACUGCGAACUCUGCAGAUGUUAAAAUACUACAUGUGAACUGGCCUUAACAUGCGGUAACCCAUAAAGGCUACCAGGGCCAGUUUUUUAAUAAAUAGUUAAUUUUCCAACUGGGAUUCCUAGGAAUUAAAGGCAUUACACAGUAAAGCAUAAAUUUGUUAUGCCAUAUUGGUCUGUGCUUCGGGAAAACACUGUGACUUUGUCAAUCACAGAAACUGCAAGGCCAUCGCAUAAGAUACUGCAGUGAGGUAAAAAAGAUGUAUGCCUCCCCCUUUGUAGAGAAAGGGACCACACAGCACUGAGGCCAGCAGUAUACCUGUCAUUGUGUUAAGGUGUAUACCUCACCUGUCACUGUAUUAAGGUGUAUACCUCACCUGUCACUGUGUAGCUGAACAAAAGAAUAACCCCUAUUCUCUAGCAGAGACUGGCCUUGGUGUUUUUACAAACUCCUUGCAAUGGGAGGGGGGCUACAGAUACUAUCGCCCCCAAUCUCUAUGCUACUCUAUUUUAUUUUGCAGAACAUAUCAUCACUUUGCACUGUAUUUUAUGAGGUGCAUGGCACCAUGGUGACCAGAUAAUAUAUAUAUGAGCAGAGUAACAAGAUUAAUCUAAGAAUAACAUCUUGACUGUUGAGCUAGAACCUAGUGCGUUGUUAGUAUGUUGCUACUUUGCCAUAAUGGAUGUUCAGCACCAUGCCUUUUAGACAACCAGUGAUUUAUCUAUCGAUGCAUUUCAGGAGAAGGCACAGUUGUGCGACACAACACUGCCAUAUACCAAAGACAUGGGUAUGCUUUCUGAAUCCCAUUCCCAUUUAUAAAAUAAAAGUAGAUGUGAUACACAAGUUGCCUUGGGGUGUUUAUGAUUAAGAGGGUAAACCUGUAUGCCUCACUGACACAUUUAAAAGGCUUCACUACAAAAUCCUAGGUCAUACGUGUCAAGUGAGAAAAUAUAACAUUAACUCUAUUUGUGGUAAACUGAAACUCUUUUUCCAGUGACAUGAGACAUUCCCAGUGGAUUACAAGUGUUUCUGCCUGCAUACCUUUCAAAUGAAGCUUACUAUGAGGAACGUUUCUCGUAUGGAGUCUAACAAUUCCAUGUCUCAUACGGUUCCACUCUGUAAGGGUCUGUCACACAUUCACUGUUAAGAGUUUUUUUAGGCAUAUAUCUGGUAAAUAUUAAUGAAUAUAUUAAUUCAACAAAGUAUGAAGUAACAGUUAUUAAACAUGUUCUGAUCUUCCUAGCUGAAGUUCUUAGCAUGUUUUGUACAUUGUGAGAGUUAGUAUUGCACAUGUUAUAGACAGAAGGCUGAGAGCGAUAGACUAUUUUGUUUUGGGGCUCAUUUCCAAAAGAGUUGCUCACUGAGAGCAGGUCUUUUGUAAUCUGUCCCCUGGUGUAAACCUAUUUAUAGACAGCCCUUACACCGAAGUAAGUCACUUACAGCUUUUUUGGAAUCUGUCCCUUUGUGUAUGUGUGCGUAUAUAUAUAUAUAUAUAGAG